GACCCCGUGGUUUAACGGGUGGGGCUUCAACCUGCCCCGAGGACAGUCUCUGCUGGAUAAGUGGAACCAGGUCCCCGAGGGCGUCGACAUCCUCAUGACCCAUGGCCCGCCCCUUGGCUUCAGGGACUGGGUUCCUAAGGAUCUGCAGAGGGUGGGCUGCGUGGAGCUGCUGAACACGGUGCAGAGGAGGGUGAGGCCCAAGCUGCACGCCUUCGGAGGCAUCCACGAAGGCUACGGCAUCAUGACGGACGGCUUCACCACGUUCAUCAAUGCCUCCACCUGCACCGUCAGCUUCCAGCCUACCAAUCCCCCCAUCGUGUUCGACCUCCCCAACCCCACCAGCUCCUGAGACUGACCCCUGACCCCUGACCCUGGCUGGGGGAGGAGGGGGGUGGAGGGGGAGGAGGGUGGAGGGGGGUGGUGAGAGCCAGAGUAAACUACCAAGUUUUCUUUUCUAUCAAGUCAGAAGAUUUCUGCUGUUUCUUAAAAAAAUGGUUGGUAUCUUGUAAAGCUGUGGGGGGGGGGGGGAGGGAGGAGAGGGGGGAGGGAGGAGAGGGGGGGUCUACAUAGUUAAACAGUCUGGCUGUUAAGAAAAAUCAGUUGGAUCUGUAAGAUAAAACAACGCUUUGUGAAUUUGUUAAAUUUUAUUUUAGCGGUUUGUGUUUGUGUUGCCCGGACACUUGGGUAUUGGACGCCAAUGUUUAUUUGUAUGAUCUUAGUGUUUCUUUUUACGUUACUUUUUUUAGUUUUAUUCUCUGGAUAUUUCUGUCCAGUUCUGCUUUCUUAUUGGCUGACAGGGCCGCUGCCUUAAACUAGCUUAAACGUUGUCAGCUAGAGCCUCUCUUCUCUGCUCGGAGAGCCAUCGUUCUUAUUUAUUACCCAGAAUCCUCCACUCACCAAACACAGAGCGAUAUCCGCUACCUAGCAAAGGCUGUCAGUUCUCCUUCAGUGAUCAAUUUGGAAGAAAAAAAAGCCUCUCUAUAUAUAUUAUAUUAUAUAUAUAUAUGUUCUUCAACAUCUGUACUUAUAGUUGUUUGUGUUGGUUGAAAGCUUUUUUUUUUACGCGUGUACGAUGGUAUGAUCUCUGUUAAUUUGCCAUCAGAUGUUUUCUUACUGUUUGGUUAUCUAAUCCCAUCAUAGCUUAGAAGUUUGUCUUGGACAGGAAAUGAUGUCUUGGACAGGAAAUUAUGUCUUGGACAGGAAGUGAUGUCUCGUUUUCAGGCUUGUAUCCUGAGCAGACAGGCGAUGGUCGUCUUCUUCUUCUGUGCGACACGCUUGCCUGAACUUGGUUAAGUCGUCUUUUUAAACCGUGGAUCUGACAGUGUUUUUUAUUGUUUUUUUCUUUCUAAUUUUGCACUGUGUAUAAAUGCAAUCUUGCUCGCACAAAAAAUGUUGCCAACAGUCUCAACUUUGCCGCUGUAAAUGCUCCUUUAAUGCUCUCUAUCUCUCUCUCUCCUUCUCUCUCCAUGUCUAUCUCUCUUCAUCUCUCCUCUCUCUCCAUCCCUCUCUUCAUCUAUCUCUCCUCUCUCCAUCUCUCCAUCUCUCCAUCUCUCCAUCUCUCCUCUCUCUCCAUCUCUCCAUCUCUCCCUUCUCCAUCUCUCCUCUCUCUCCAUCCCUCUCUUCAUCUAUCUCUCCUCUCUCCAUCUCUCCAUCUCUCCUCUCUCCAUCUCUCCUCUCUCCAUCUCUCCAUCUCUCCUCUCUCUCCAUCUCUCCAUCUCUCCUCUCUCCAUCUCUCCUCUCUCCAUCUCUCCUCUCUCUCCAUCUCUCCCUUCUCCAUCUCUCCUCUCUCUCCAUCCCUCUCUUCAUCUAUCUCUUCUCUCUCCUCUCUCCAUCUCUCCUCUCUCUCCAUCUCUCCUCUCUCCAUUUCUCCUCUCUCCAUCUGUAUCUGUUUCUCUCCAUAUAUAUACUAUAUAUCUUUCUCUCUCUGUUAGUCUCCCUUUUCUCAGAAGGGUUAGGCCUGCUCUGUCAGUUUAUUGUGAUAUAUUUAGCUGCCUUUAUAUGCAAAUAAAAUUGCAAGAUUUUUACUUAAAAA
Messenger RNA from Osmerus eperlanus (European smelt), 2032 nucleotides. Its product is annotated as metallophosphoesterase MPPED2-like. The transcript has 3 exons. The record is from RefSeq and is a predicted model, not a curated record. The annotation marks the transcript as partial. NCBI's taxonomy places the organism in Eukaryota, Metazoa, Chordata, Actinopteri, Osmeriformes, Osmeridae.